This is a messenger RNA of Onthophagus taurus, 1540 nucleotides long. It is a transcript of the gene Zip102B, whose product is annotated as Zinc/iron regulated transporter-related protein 102B. Gene Ontology annotation, biological process: transmembrane transport; zinc ion transport. Lineage: Eukaryota; Metazoa; Arthropoda; Insecta; Coleoptera; Scarabaeidae. The record is from RefSeq and is a predicted model, not a curated record. Gene Ontology annotation, cellular component: membrane. Gene Ontology annotation, molecular function: metal ion transmembrane transporter activity.
UAAUAAACGUCAAAGUGACGUAUUAAAAUAAAACAUAACCUAAAUUUUUGUUAUACCAAGUUUUUUUCAAUAAAUUCGUAAUUUUUGUCGAUAAUUUCAUUAAAAAUGACUCCCAAAUUAGAUUUAAAAUCGAAUUGAAGCCACAAAAAGAUUCGCUAAAAAACGAUAUAAAAGUAAUUUGUGUUGCGUUGUCAAAAAAAUCCAUAACCUCUUCUAACGGUGUAAUCGCAAAUAAAGACGAGUUUUUAAGAUAAAAUCGUGUCGAUGUUAUUAAACACGAUGAGAUAAAUCUUUGAAGAUUUAACCGCGAUUAAGUUAUUAAAUUUUGUUGACGUUUUUAAUAAUUUUUCGCUUAAAUUGCAAACGUGGCUAAUUUUAAGGUUACCCAAAGUGAUUGAUCAACAAAUUUUUAACUAAAUCCACGUAUUCACACAUUCAACAAUGGAAGAAACAGGAAUGUUAAUCUCUUUAGUUAUUGUAAUGUUAAUCGGGAGUUAUUUAGCCGGAUCGAUUCCGUUAUUUUUUAGUUUUUCCGAGGAGAAAUUAAAAAGAAUUACAGUGUUAGGGGCAGGCCUUUUAGUCGGAACAGCUUUAGCGGUGAUAAUUCCAGAAGGAGUUCGUGCUUUAACCUUCGAUAACCACGAAAUAACCCCCACGGUGUCUCAACCAACGCAACAUAACGAUCCUUUUUCCGUGAUUGGAAUUAGUUUAGUACUUGGAUUCGUUUUUAUGCUAUUAGUGGAUCAAAUUUCGCAAAAUCGGAACGAACAUUUAAACCCUUCGGAACGAAAUAUCACCGCCACCGUUGGUUUAGUGGUGCAUGCAGCAGCUGAUGGAGUCGCCUUGGGUGCUGCAGCCACCACAAGUCAUGCCGACGUCGAAAUAAUCGUAUUUUUAGCAAUUAUGCUACACAAAGCCCCCGCAGCUUUUGGAUUAGUUACAUUUUUAUUGCACGAAGGGAUCGAAAGGCAACGAAUUAGGAAACAUUUAUUGAUUUUUUCAUCCGCGGCUCCUCUAUUAACGCUUUUAACGUACUUUGGGAUCGGAAAGGAGCAAAAGGAGACUUUAACUUCGAUGAAUGGAACAGGGAUUGCGAUGUUAUUUUCGGCCGGGACGUUUCUUUACGUGGCUACGGUUCAUGUUUUGGCGGAAUUAACCCAAAACGUUCACCACAACUACUCGAAAUUACAAAACGUCGAAGCGAACGUGGUAAAUAUCGGUUCGAAAGGGUUGAAAUUCGGCGAAUUGUUGAUUUUGGUGUUGGGGUGUUUGAUGCCGUUGGUUUUAUCGAUCGGGCAUCACCACUAAUUUAUUAAAUAACUUGUAGGUUAUCAAAAAAAAAUAAUUUUAAAAUUGUAUGCUUUAUAUUAGGGUUAAAAUUAAUUGAAAAAAGUAUUACUUUUAAAAUUGAACGAUGUAAAUAUUUAUAUUUUUUGUAUAUUGUAUAUAAUUGUAUCGUAAAUGAAGACGAUUAGAACAAAAAAUAAUGUUAAUAUUAAUAUUGGUCUGGAUUUUAAUAAUAAACGAUUUUUUAUGAAAU